This is a messenger RNA of Bactrocera dorsalis (oriental fruit fly), 1196 nucleotides long. RefSeq lists its product as hypothetical. The transcript is spliced from 2 exons. The record is from RefSeq and is a predicted model, not a curated record. The coding region runs from base 381 to 794 and encodes 137 amino acids. NCBI's taxonomy places the organism in Eukaryota, Metazoa, Arthropoda, Insecta, Diptera, Tephritidae.
AGUAAAACGCUCAGUUGAAGCAUGAAGUUCGGCGUAAGCGUACAUAAAAUAUUAAUUUCUUAAAUAAUUAAAAUUUCGAAUCGGACAGAUAAAUCAAGGGCAAUGCAAUAUAAACGACGCGACACUUAAUCGCAAAGAAAAAAUUAAAACAGUACAAUUAAUAAAGUGAACAUAGAACUCUUAUCAAGCAUUAAAAAAUAUAUGUAUACAAUAUCAUUAGAUUUGUAUUAGAAAAUAAUUGAAAUAAAAUACAGCUUGGCAUUAGUUGGAAUAAAUUUAUAGUACGUUAAGCACUAAAAUUAAACUCAGCGCUGCAUUGAAGUUCAUAACUUAAGGCAUUUGAUCAAAAUCGGAUUUGUGAACGUGUAAUUUAAAAAUUCAUGACUCUAAAGGAUUUGGAAGUAAUAAUUAGUGAGCUAGGGGUAAUUGAAAACGGAUCCAACAAAAUGAUGUCCAGAACCUUCAGAUACUUCAAAUUGAUGUAUAUUGUGGCGGGGAUUUUAAUGAGCAAUGAAAAAGUUUGCGAAUCUGUUGAUAAAAUGCAAAUCACGCCACGUGUUGAGGUCAAAGAGAUCCUACAGCCGAAGAAAGUCUAUAAAGGUGUCGAGAAAGCGUCGAGGAAUUGGUUUCGCAGCUCCUACUGUUAUAUAGUCAGCGGCAUUAAGCAGCGCGUAUCGCCGUUGUUGAGCAUCUUCAAUAUUUGGACCAUACCCAACUACUUGGUGGAGUGCUCGGCGAAUUUCAUCAGCAAACAAUUCAUCGGGAACGAUUGUGAUAUGAUUUACAAUAGAUAAAUCGAUUAAGGGAUAUGUAGUCGCUAGUUAAAAUUAGAGUUUAAGAUUUGAUAAGAUAGAUUGCCUAGAAAAAUGAUUUCAAACACUAAAUAUUAAAAAACUCGAAGAUUUGCAGAACAUUAUACUGCUGCAGGUGCUUAGAUAAUAAACAAAUAACUGUAGUUCUAAUUUAGUAUUAAGAUCAAAGCAUUAGCGAACGUAUUCGACGGAAUACACAAUUUUUCUCAUAUUUGAUAAGAGCUUCUACUGGCACCAUUUCAUUAUACAUAUUUACGAAAAUAUGCGAAUUAGUUUAAGCACAUUUAUAAUGUUUUGUGUAGUUUAAUUUUAUUAUUGCAAAAUAUUCACAUACAGACGGAAAUUUUUUAAUAAAUUUUUAUAUACUAUACAUACAUACAUCCA